AUGAAAGGAGACGUUUCCGUCAACGACGACGUGUUCAUAAUGACUCUUAGCGAUGUUCUUUUUCUUUUAGAAAAACCCGCCUUCGCGGGGCUCCCUGCGCUGGGUAUCCGGUGUAUCAGGGUUUCUUUUAGAAAUGUGCAGCAACACACAUCUUUACUCUUCGCCGGCCGGAGUUGGAGCCACGUCGCCGACGAGCAGACGCUGACCGUUGACGCACCUCCCACCUCGGCGCCUCCGUCGCAGCCGCACCACGCCUCCUCCAUCCCGACACCUCGCCCGCCGCACCUCCGUCUCCAAAAAGAGCCAGUGUCCGCCUUGUUGGUCGUUGCUUACCGCGCUCGUCUUGGCAAUGGCAAUGGGGGGUUCCGCGGGAUCGACGUCGACGACUCUCUUCCCGACUGGGAGUGGAGGCCUUGCCGCAAGAUGGGGGUGCCAUCUGAUUCUGAGGUCAGAUGCUCAACGGACUUGACCUCCUCAUCUCUUAGUUAUCUAUCUCUCUUGUUAUUUUUUCCGUCACUUGGAUUUAAGGACAUGUUUGGGACUGUUUUGCUCCAUCAAAAUCAGCUCCGCUUCAUCAAAUUCACUUUAAAGCAGUUUCAUAUAGGAGUUGCAACCAUUUCAAGAGAAUGUUUGAGUGAGGAGAGCGAUGACGACCCUGCCCCUGAUGAUGUUGUACAACAUGAUACCUGGAAUGUUGCUAUAUUACAUCGCUCUGCACCCAGCCGCUUCAUAUGUUCAGACUUCAGACAAAAAAAUACAACAGUUUCACCAAAUAGCUGUUAUUCGCCAGCCAUGAUUUCUAUCUCUUUGCAGGUUCAGAGCUCCAGGGAUAAUGUUCAUGUUUAUGAUUUCCAUAUUGUCUACAGCUUUUCUUACAAGGUUCCGGUGCUAUAUUUUCAAGGUCUUCAGUCUGGUAUGCACAUCCCGUAAAAUUGCUAUAUAUUUACUUCCUCUGUUCUCCUUUUUGAUAGCCAACAUCUGCAACUUGUCCUUAGGUGGGCAGCUACUAACUUUAGAUGAGAUAAAAAAGGAGCUGACUUUUCAUACUUGCC
This is a messenger RNA of Hordeum vulgare subsp. vulgare (domesticated barley), 1052 nucleotides long. RefSeq lists its product as uncharacterized. Bases 1 to 930 code for a protein of 309 amino acids. The record is from RefSeq and is a predicted model, not a curated record. The transcript is spliced from 6 exons. Gene Ontology annotation, molecular function: ubiquitin-like protein transferase activity. Lineage: Eukaryota; Viridiplantae; Streptophyta; Magnoliopsida; Poales; Poaceae.